Molecule: messenger RNA, 9328 nt
Organism: Chiloscyllium plagiosum (whitespotted bambooshark)
Lineage: Eukaryota; Metazoa; Chordata; Chondrichthyes; Orectolobiformes; Hemiscylliidae
Gene: itpr3
Product: inositol 1,4,5-trisphosphate receptor, type 3
Biological process (GO): calcium ion transmembrane transport
Cellular component (GO): endoplasmic reticulum; membrane
Molecular function (GO): inositol 1,4,5 trisphosphate binding; inositol 1,4,5-trisphosphate-gated calcium channel activity
Source: RefSeq, a predicted model, not a curated record
GCCUGUUUUAUUAUAACCAAUGUUUGAACGUGAAACUCUGAUACUUAUUCUCCUGCUGGUUUCGCACUCGCAUACAGGAGUUUUUUUUUUCUUUGUUUGGGGUUACAAAGAGGCGUUCCUAAUUGGUGAUAAGAAGUUUGCAUCAGAUACUGUAAAACUUCCUGUGUUAUUUUCUCGCCUUUUUCUAUUGGACGCAGGUAGUCAUAUAGCCGAGGGAGCGCUGAUGCAAAUGUUUGCAGCUCAGUUCUGAUCUUUGCCUCUCACGCUGUGUGUUGACAGUGCGGGUGGAGAGGGACCAAGGCGCCGAGAAACACUGAGCUCUUCCACAAGUUGCACUUUCUGCGAAACUUUUGCGACUCGUUAGCAACUCAUGAAUUCCCCGCGUGGGCCGCUGUAGAGCUUCCAAGCAAAGACAGUCCAGACGGGAGAGCGCAAUGUCUGAAAUGUCAAGUUUUCUGCAUGUUGGGGAUAUUGUCUCCCUGUACGCGGAAGGCUCGGUGAAUGGCUUCAUUAGCACCUUGGGAUUGGUGGAUGACAGAUGUGUGGUUGAGCCAGGGGCUGGAGAUCUGGAAAAUCCUCCCAAAAAAUUUAGAGAUUGCCUGUUCAAAGUAUGUCCUAUGAACCGCUACUCAGCACAAAAACAAUACUGGAAAGCAAAACAAGCAAAGCAGGACAAAGAUAAAAUUGCAGACAUUGCAUUGUUACAGAAGCUUCAGCAUGCAGCUGAGCUGGAACAGAAGCAGAAUGAAACGGAAAACAAAAAAGUACAUGGAGAGGUGAUAAAGUAUGGCAGUGUAGUGCAGCUGCUGCACAUGAAAAGCAACAAAUACUUGACUGUGAAUAAAAGGUUACCAGCACUUCUGGAGAAGAAUGCCAUGAGAGUCACCCUGGACGCGACAGGAAAUGAAGGCUCCUGGUUAUUUAUUCAGCCAUUUUGGAAGCUAAGGAGUAAUGGAGACAAUGUGGUGGUUGGAGACAAAGUCAUCCUAAAUCCAGUCAAUGCUGGACAGCCGUUACACGCUAGCAAUUAUGAGCUGCUUGACAACGCAGGCUGUAAGGAGGUAAACUCUGUGAACUGCAACACAAGCUGGAAGAUAAACCUUUUCAUGAAGUACAAUGAUGAUAUGGAAGAUGUUUUGAAAGGGGGUGAUGUGGUAAGGCUGUUCCAUGCAGAGCAGGAGAAAUUUCUGACGUGUGAUGAAUAUAAAUCGAAGCUGCAUGUAUUUCUACGCACAACACUGCGACAGUCUGCCACCUCUGCAACAAGCUCCAAUGCACUCUGGGAGGUUGAGGUUGUUCAUCAUGAUCCUUGCAGAGGAGGUGCUGGCCAUUGGAACAGCCUCUACAGGUUCAAACAUUUAGCUACAGGCCAUUAUCUGGCUGCUGAGGAAAACUCAGCCUACAAGGGAGACGCCUCAGAUUCAAAAUCUGUGCAGGGAGAAUCCAGAAGCUUAACUCGGAGCAGCAAAAGAAAAGGAGGGGAUAAUGUCAGAUACAAACUAGUGGCUGUACCCCAUGGUAAUGACAUUGCAUCCCUGUUUGAACAGGAUCCAACUACUCUGCAAAAAACUGAUUCAUUUGUUCCCAGAAAUUCGUUUGUGAGGUUGCGACACCUCUGUACCAAUACGUGGAUUCAGAGCACAAACAUUCCUAUUGAUACCGAUGAAGAGAGGCCAAUAAGACUCAUGCUUGGAACAUGCCCAAGUAAGGAAGACAAAGAAGCCUUUGCCAUUGUGUCUGUUCCAGUUUCAGAGAUUCGGGAUUUGGAUUUUGCAAAUGAUGCCAGUAAAAUCCUAGGGAUAAUUGUUGAAAAGAUGGAGCAAGGAACCUUAAAUCAUAAUGAUCGAAGGUUUGCAAUCAAAUUGUUGGAAGAUCUUGUCUUUUUUGUUGUGGAGGUUGCAGACAAUGGUCAGAAUGUUCUCGACAUUGUCAUGACAAAACCCAACAGGGAAAGACAAAAACUCAUGCGAGAACAAAACAUCCUGAAGCAGAUAUUUGGAAUUUUGAAGGCCCCUUUUCUGGAUAAAGGCGAUGGACCUAUGCUAAGGUUGGAGGAGCUUGCUGAUCAGAAGAAUGCACCAUACCAGUACAUGUUCCGACUCUGUUACAGAUUACUUCGACAUUCACAGGAUGAUUACAGGAAAAACCAGGAACAUAUUGCAAAGCAAUUUGGAGUGAUGCAGUCUCAGAUUGGCUAUGACAUUCUGGCUGAAGACACAAUUACAGCUUUACUCCACAACAACAGAAAACUGCUAGAAAAGCACAUUACGAAAACAGAAGUUGAAACCUUCGUCAAACUAGUGAGGAAGAGCCGAGAACCAAGAUUUUUAGAUUAUUUAUCAGAUCUGUGUGUGUCAAAUCACGUUGCCAUUCCAGUCACCCAGGAACUUAUUUGCAAGUGUGUAUUGGAUCCUCAGAAUGAAGAUAUCCUCAUAAAAACUGAGUUGAGGCCAGUGAAGGAAAUGUCUCAGUCUCCAGAGUAUAUGAGUAUGGAAUACUUUGAAGACGAAGUUUGGUUGAUCUGGACAGACAAAAUGAACGAAGUUCAGGAGAAAAGCAUCAGACAGUUAGCGCAAGAGGCCAGAGCUGGUAAUACACAUGAUGAAAAUGUCCUAACUUAUUACAGGUAUCAGCUGAAGCUCUUUGCAAGGAUUUGUCUAGAUCGUCAAUAUUUGGCAAUUGAUGAAAUUUCCAAGCAGCUGAGUGUGGAGUUGAUAUUUCUCUGCAUGGCAGAUGAAACGUUACCAUUUGAUAUACGGGCCUCAUUCUGCAAUCUGAUGUUGCAUGUCCAUGUAGACCGAGACCCCCAGGAACUGGUAACGCCAGUGAAAUUUGCUCGACUGUGGACAGAAAUACCUACAACAAUUAGUAUCAGAGAUUAUGAUUCCAAUUUGAAUGACUCACGGGAUGACAAGAAAAACAAAUUUGCUAAUACAAUGGAGUUUAUGGAAGAUUAUCUCAAUAAUGUGGUAAAUGAUACUCUUCCGUUUUCUAACGAGGAAAAGAAUAAGCUCACAUACGAGGUGGUCAGCUUAGCCAGACAUCUGAUCUAUUUUGGUUUCUACAGCUUCAGUGAGCUCCUACGACUGACCAGGACACUACUUGGUAUCAUUGAUUGUAAUCAAGAUGUCAACAUUAUAGAUGCCAUGGAUCAUGAUGAGGGGACUGGGAGAAGUAUGAAGAAAUCAAUCCAUGGAGUUGGACAGAUCGUGUCCACUAUGGUUUUAAGCAGAAAACAGUCUUUGUUUAGCUCUGUUCCACGUUCCAAUGUAAACAUUGAACCCCAGAUAAAGCCGAAAGAUAUACCUGACAGUAAGAACAUCACUGUUAUGGAUACAAAGCUAAAAAUCCUGGAGAUUUUGCAGUUCAUCCUUAAUGUCAGGCUAGACUUCAGGAUUUCAUACCUUCUGUCAGUCUUUAAAAAGGAAUUUGUUGACUGCAAUCCUGUACCAGAGAGUACGACUGAAGGCACCAUUGCAGCAUUCAUGGACUCAACAGUUAUGACAGUAAACCUCGACCGUAUUGGUGAGCAAGCAGAAUUGAUGUUUGUGGUUGGCAAACACAGCAGUCCACUAGAGGUGGAUGAUGAAGGGGGCACAAUGUUUCUGCGGGUACUCAUUCACCUUACUAUGCAUGAUUAUCCCCCACUCAUUUCUGGAUCUCUGCAGCUUCUUUUCAAACAUUUCAGCCAAAGACAGGAGCUGCUGGCUACUUUUAAACAGGUCCAGCUUCUUAUAUCACCUCAAGAUGUUGAUAACUACAAAGUGAUCAAAUCUGAUUUGGAUCGCCUUCGUACAAUGGUGGAAAAGUCAGAGCUCUGGGUGGACAAAAGAAGCAACAGAGGAACAGAAGGGAAAAAACCAACAUCAGAGGAGCCUGCUGAUGAUGCAGCUAUGGAGAAGACAUUAGGAGGGAAAACUAGUGGCAAUUAUCAAGAUGUCAAAGAGAUUUUGGAGCGACUGAAUAAAAUGUGUGGAGUUGGAGAACAAGUUAGAAAGAAACAGCAGAGGCUGCUGAAAAAUAUGGGAGCUCACAAAGUGAUGUUGGAUCUGCUGCAGGUACCUUAUGACAAGAAUGAUACAAAAAUGUGUGAGAUUUUGAAGUACACUCACCAGUUCCUUCAGAAAUUCUGUGCAGGAAGCCCUGAGAACCAGUGUCUACUUUACAAGCACUUGAACCUGUUCUUGACUCCUGGGCUAUUGGAAGCUGAAACCAUGCAGCACAUCUUCACAAACAAUUAUCAGCUCUGUUCAGAAAUAAGUGAAACAGUCUUACAGCAUUUCAUACAGUGCUGCGCAACACACGGCCGCCACGUGAAGUAUCUGGAGUUCCUGCAGACCAUAAUAAAAGCUGAGGGAAAAUAUGUCAAAAAAUGUCAAGACAUGGUGAUGACAGAGCUGAGCAGUGCCGGGGAUGAUGUUGCUGUCUUCUACAAUGACAAAGCGUCAUUUCAGACCAUGUUGGAAAUGAUGAACGCUGCAAGAGAUGGUGUAGAGAAAAACAGUCCACUGGCAUAUCAUAUUUCACUGGUAGAACUACUCGCAGGUUGUGCUGAGGGCAAGAAUGUUUAUACAGAAAUCAAAUGUACCUCACUGUUGCCUUUGGAGGAUAUUGUGCGAGUGGUAACUCAUGAAGACUGUAUAACAGAGGUGAAAAUCGCCUAUGUUAAUUUUGUGAAUCACUGCUAUGUGGACACAGAAGUGGAAAUGAAGGAGAUUUAUACCAGUAACCACAUCUGGAAGCUUUUUGAGAACUUCACAGUGGACAUAGCUAGGGUUUGCAGCAAAAGGGAGAAAAGGCUUUCAGAUCCUACUAUGGAGAAAUAUGUAGUGACUGUUGUCAUGGAUACCUUCAAUGCAUUCUUCAAUUCACCAUUCUCUGAAAACAGCACAUCACUGCAGACACACCAGUCUAUUGUUGUGCAGCUUUUGCAGUCCACAUGCCGGCUUCUGGAUUGCUCGUGGCUGCAGCAGCAGCAAAAGUCAUCAGUGGAAACCUGCAUUCGGACAUUAGCUCUAAUGGCAAAAAACCGUUCAUUGCCCCUUCCAUUAGACUUAGAGAGUCUCGUCCGUACCUUGUUAGACAACCAGUCGUUGGCCUCUCAGAGAGCUGCUCCAAACUGGAAGACGAGCACCCGAGCUUUCCCUCGUGCCACAGGCACACAGCAACAGUGGGACUACAAGAAUAUCAUUGAGAAACUGCAGGAUAUCAUAACGACCCUGGAGGAUCGCCUCCAACCGCUGGUGGAAGCUGAGCUCUCUGUUCUUAUUGAUGUCAUUCAUAAACCAGAGCUUUUGUUUAUGGAGGGAACAGAAGCCAGAUUAAGGUGUGAAAGUGGUGGAUUCAUCUCCAAGCUGAUUCAACACACAAAGACUCUCAUGUCAACAGAAGAGAAGCUCUGCAUUAAAGUUCUCCGCAGCCUCCAAGCAAUGUUGGUCAAAAAGAGUAGCUAUGGAGACAGGGGUAACGAAUUGAGAAAAACUCUUCUGAGUACCUACCUCUACAGUAAAAAGUCAAGCUCAAAAGGCGACUCCAGCGAUUUGUACUUUACAGAUCCAGAUAAAUAUCAAGACUGGAACUCAAUUGCUCCAAUCCAGUGUCGCCUGGACAGGGAAGGAGCCACAAAACUGGUUGCAGAUCUCAUCACAAGCUCUAAAAGUGACAAGGUUUUCCAGGAGAGUAUUUUAUUAGCUAUUGCCUUGCUAGAUGGAGGAAACACUGAAAUUCAGAAUUCCUUCUACAGCCUUAUGACUAGCGACAAUAAAUCAGAAAAGUUUUUCAAGGUGCUUAAUCAACGUAUGAAAGUUGCCCAGCAAGAAAUCAAAGCAAAUGUUUCAGUCAACAUGAGCGAUCUGGGAGGCAAAGUGGCAAAUGUGCAUGAGAAAAUGAAUCCUAUCCUUGCAGCUGGUCAUAAAGGAAAAGAUGUCCAUCUUUUGAUGGCAACUACUCACAACAGGUCACAGAUGAACACGUUAGGAGAUGCAGCGCAUGGACAAAAGGAUGCUGAAAUCAGCCCAGCGGUAGCAAUAAUGCAGCCCAUCCUACGCUUACUCCAGCUAUUGUGUGAAAACCAUAAUAAUAACCUCCAGAAUUUCCUCCGUUGUCAACACAACAAGACAAAUUACAACUUAGUCUGUCAGACUCUGCAGUUCUUGGAUAUUAUGUGUGGGAGCACCACUGGAGGCCUGGGGCUGCUGGGGCUGUACAUCAAUGAGCAUAAUGUGCUACUCAUUAUACAGACGCUGGAGACACUAACAGAGUACUGUCAAGGACCAUGCACUGAAAACCAGACUUGCAUCGUAUCUCAUGAGAGCAAUGGCAUUGAUAUUAUCACUGCACUGAUCCUGAAUGAUAUCAGCCCACUCUGCAAGUACAGAAUGGACCUAGUACUACUGCUAAAGGACAAUGCUUCAAAGCUUUUACUUGCUCUCAUGGAGAGCAGACAUGACAGUGAGAAUGCAGAAAGGAUCCUCUUCAAUUUGAGGCCUCAGGAACUGGUUAACGUGAUUAAUAAGGCUUACCAACAAGAAGAAGAAUGUGAGAAUUCAGAAGUUUCUCCAAGAGAUGUUGGACACAACAUUUAUAUUUUAGCCUUGCAGUUGUCCCGCCACAAUAAACAACUGCAGCAGUUACUGAAGCCAGUCAAACGGGUACAAGAGGAGGUGGAUGAAGGCAUUUCAAUGCUUAUGUUGAACAACAUGCAAAUGCUGAAAGCAGGUCAUCAGGAACAACAAGAAGAGGAAGAUCCUUUGACCUACUAUUCAAACCACACAGCACAGAUCGAGAUUAUUCGGAAUGACCGAAACAUGGAGCAGAUUGUAUUCCCCGUGCCAAGCAUUUGUGAAUACCUAACAAAUGAGUCAAAGCACAGAGUGCUCACCACCACAGAGCAGGAUGAACAAGGCAGCAAAGUCAGCGAUUUCUUUGAAAAGACCCAUUUUUUAUACAAUGAGAUGAAGUGGCAAAAGAAACUCAGAAAUAUGCCACUGCUGUACUGGUUCUCCAGGAGGAUGUCACUUUGGGGCAGCAUCUCCUUCAACCUGGCUGUGUUUAUCAAUCUGGUCAUUGCCUUCUUCUAUCCUUAUGCAGAACCUACAUCAAUGGGGGCCCUGGACUCAUCCUUUCUCUCACUUGUUUUUUGGGGUGUAAUAUGUUUCUCUGUAGUUUCUCUGCUUUCCAAGAGAUAUGGCCUAAGACCAUUAUUAAUAGCAUUGAUAAUCCGAUCAAUAUAUUACAUUGGAAUUGGCCACACUUUAUUAACACUAGGAUUGCUUAAUCUCAUCAACAAAAUAGUGUAUCUGGUUAGUUUUGUGGGCAAUGGUGGGAAAUUUAUCAUUGGAUAUAAGGCCAUGAUUAUGGACAUGACAUUCCUUUACCAUAUCGGAUACAUAGUGACAAGUGUACUGGGGCUCUUCGUGCAUGAGUUUUUCUACAGCAUCCUGCUGUUUGAUUUGAUCUAUCGAGAAGAAACCUUGUUUAAUGUCAUAAAAAGUGUUACACGUAAUGGUCGUUCCAUCCUCCUGACAGCUGUGCUUGCCCUUAUCCUUGUUUAUCUUUUCUCAAUCGUGGGCUUCCUUUUCCUGAAGGAUGACUUCAUUCUAGAUGUUGAGAGGUUACCGAGCAGCAAGACAUCAGGUUCGUUUGCAGUACCAGGAAGCGUUGUAAAGGAUUUCAUUAACACAUGUGCUGCUGAUGAUGUUCAUUGUUCUGCAGGCAUCCAAGACAUUGAGUCACCAGAUGAGGAGAAUGACAAAGAGCGAGCCUGUGACACUCUAUUGAUGUGUAUAGUAACAGUAUUAAAUCAUGGCCUACGUAAUGGAGGUGGUGUUGGAGAUAUACUCAGACAACCUUCAAAAGAUGAAGCUCUCUUCCCCGCUCGUGUUAUCUUUGAUCUGCUGUUUUUCUUCAUUGUCAUCAUUAUUGUAUUGAACCUGAUUUUCGGUGUAAUCAUUGACACCUUUGCUGAUUUGAGAAGUGAGAAACAAAAAAAAGAAGAAAUCCUGAAAGCGACCUGCUUUAUCUGUGGCCUUGAGCGUGACAAGUUUGAUAACAAGACUGUAUCAUUUGAAGAGCACAUUAACAAUGAACACAACAUUUGGAAUUAUUUAUACUUCAUUGUAUUGGUUCAUGUCAAAAAAAAGACUGAAUAUACAGGUCCAGAGAGCUAUGUUGCUCAAAUGAUAAAGACUAAAAAUUUGGAUUGGUUUCCACGUAUGCGUGCUAUGUCUCUGGUCAGCAACGAAGGAGAAGGAGAACAAAAUGAACUUCGAAAUCUACAGGACAAAUUGUUCUUGACAAUGAAACUUGUAACAAACCUCACAAACCAACUUACAGAACUAAAAGAACAGAUGACAGAACAAAGGAAACGCAGGCAAAGAAUGGGAUUUGUGGAUGUGCAAAGCAAUAUAUCAAACACAAACCAUCAGAUGGCGAAAGCAUGAAAAUCUCCAGUGCACUACAACUUAAUAUUCACGUCACUGCCUAAUGAUACUGUUGUGUAUUGACAUAAUUUGUUACAACAAAAUACAUCUGAUUCGUAAGUUAGAUUGAAACAAGGUAUUUUCUCUGGGACUGUGGAAGAGAUCUUAAAGCAAAGAAACUACACUUGCAAACUGCAUGAAGAUUAAAACAAUUUGUAAAUUAAAAACGAGUGCAGUUCUUGGGAAGGGAAAUGGGGUUUUAUAUUACAGUUCUGGUGAUGAUGUCACUGUGCAAUAUCUUAAAAAUGUGAUUGUUGCUAUUUUCUAACUGCAGGUUAUAUAUAUAUAUAUAUAUAUUGAAAUUAUGAUGUACAAAGUCAUUCAUUUCUGUGUUUUACGUUUUGGUAAAAUUGGAAAACUUGAAGAAAUCUAUUGAUUACCUGCUUCAGGCAGGGAAACAAUAUCACUUUAUGAAUCUUCCACUUCUAACCUCCUCAGUUGGUUGCAAUAACAGGUUUGAAUCAAAGUUAUUAAACAACAGCACCUACCCACAGCUUUAAUGCUGGAAUAGGAGACUAAGCAGAAUCACUUCAUAACAAUCAGCAUGAACAACUCAUCCCAGAUUUCAACUUACAUUCACUCUCUGCAGUCUCACAAAUAAAUACUUUGACACUGCAGAGCCAGUGUUAACAUUUGCUUUACUUACAAAAAAAAUGUACUGGCUACAACACUACCAUUAAAAUUAAUUCUCAGAAUGUGGAAUCUACAAGAAAUCAAUGUCCAUUUGACAAAUGACAGAUUGUUGGAUUCUAAUAAACUUUUUUUUAGUUUUAACCUUUGUUGUGGUGUAACUUUUUAAUGCCACUCUUGUGCUGAACCCAAUAAAAUAACCAAAAAGUCUCAAAAUA